CGUGAGCCAAUCAUCGCGCGGCGCCUGCUCGUUCUCGAGCGCGCUCUCCAGCGCGGCGCACAUUCACGCGCGGAUCGCAGCGAGCGUCGCGUCGCGUCUCUCCUCUCAUUCCCGCGGAUGUCUCAUGUAAACAUGUUCUGCUAGACACUGACAGAAAGAAGAAAGCGACAGAGACCUCAUUCAGCUGCAUCAAGAAGCACGAGGAGCGACUCAAACUGAGCAACACUGACGUGGAAUCAGAGCGCUGGAGGGGCAGCAGAGGGCAAAGGUCAGACUAGAGAUGCUAAGCUAUGUCAGACUUCUACACACUAAAACAACAUGGAGGAGUUUAAAGUUCAGACCGCCAAACAUCCCGUACCCAACAGCUCGCCCAUGAGGCCGCACAGCGAGCACUCGAAAGAGAACGCGGCCAAACGCCUGUCCUCCGCAUCAAACGGCACGAGCGAUGGAGGAGCGGGCUGCAAAACGCCCGUGGAGAUCACCGCGCUGGAGGAGGCAUUUCGCCGCUUCGCCAUUCACGGAGACACGCGAGCCACCGGGAAAGAAAUGAACGGCAAGAACUGGUCCAAACUGUGUAAAGACUGCGGCGUCAUCGAUGGCAAGAGCAUCACCCUAACAGACGUGGAUAUAGUCUUCUCUAAAGUCAAGAACAAAUCUGGCCGCACUAUUACAUACAGCCAGUUCAAAGAAGCACUCGUGGAGCUGGCCAGGAAACGCUUCAAAGAUAAGAGCAGCGAGGACGCCGCACAAGAGGUUUACAAAAUGAUAGAAGGGAAAUCGCCCAUUAUAUCUGGAGUCACGAGAGCCGUGGCUUCUCCGACCGUGUCCCGCUUGACUGACACCACCAAGUUCACCGGAUCGCACAAGGAGCGUUUCGACGAGACGGGCCGCGGGAAGGGGAAAGCAGGGCGCGUGGAAGUGGUGGACACGUCCGGAUACGUCCCUGGAUACAAGCACGCGGGGUCAUACGAGAAGAAGGUUCAAAAACCUCCACAAAAACCCAUGUGAGAUUCUCCUUCCAGCAGUGAACGCGAAACCCGACUCUAUAAAGCACAAAGGAAUUUUCCAUUUUCCAUUGAGAGUACGUCUUUUUCCUGUGAAUAACAUUGAGUGUAUGUUCCUCUUCCUUUAAGUGUUUUAUUACUUUUAACUGGAACGCUGUUUACAUCCAAACACCGACGUCACCAGCUGGUACGUUCCUAACAAACACGAUGAUGCCAAGAGAAAGACAGAAUUGCACGCUCUAUUAGUGAAGGUUUUUGCUGAUAAUCUGUCGUACAUAUUGACAUGAAAUGCAUAUAUGAGUAUUUGGCGUUUUGUGGCUUCUCUAAUGAUGCAAUAGAAUCAGGCCUGAAAUAUAAGUUACACGCAAACGCUUGAGCAAUGCAAUGCAAGUGCAUGAUCCCAUGGGAAAGUUAAAGUUUCCUUUAAACGUUUGUGCCGUUAAACAAUUUGCAUUAUAAUAGCACACAAAACUGAGCUUGCAAAACUAGAAGUGUGGUCACGUAUUUUAUAUUUUCCACUUAUAUUUCAAUGCAUUUGGCAGAUGCUUACAUUGCAUUCAAGGUAUAAAUUUGAUCAGUUCAUGCAUUCCCUGGGAAUCAAACCCAUGACGUUGCUAGUGGCAUGCAUGUAAAGUUUGUUUCAGGCCUAAGUUAAAAAAAGAUAUAUAUUUAAAUUUAUUUGACAGACUUAUUAUAAAUUACGCAUAAUUUAAAGGGGUCAUGACAGAGAUUUUAAUGUUCCUUGAGAUUCACAUGAGGAUUCAAAGAGAUUCAAAAUCAGUGAUUAUAAUGGUUUUAUUUGCUUUUGACACGACACUCACAUCUAGUGUCGGCAAAUGUCAGCCAUUAAAGGCACAAUAUGUAAGAUUUUUUUAUUAAAAUAUCCAAAAACCACUAGAACAAUGUUAUAUUUUGUUGACUUGUGUACUUACAUUAUCCCAAAUGUUUCCAACCAUGUUUAAAUCCAGAGAAAUCAGCACUUUUAACCAGGACACGAACCGUGUCCAUGCAUCACCUGUCAAUGACAUCAUAUCCGCGUUAUCCUUGAUUUCCAGUUUUACCAAUAUCGAUCCAAAUUGUGUCUCAUAGCAGCCACCGAGCAAACGCAACACACUCAAAUGUAUUUAGAUUGUUUUAAUUACAUGUAAAAUUACAUAAUGUGCCUUUAAGUGACUUAACGCCAGUAGGCGGGGCCUAUUAUGUGAUGACGUAAAACUAUUCGUCGAUGUCUUGCCCUGGAGGCAUAUGCAAAUGUAUUUGCCCAUGUGAUCACACAAUAUCCAAAACAGCCAUUUUUGAAGCUUGAUUAAAUAAAUGCUUUGUUUUUUUAACGAGGAUUUUUUAAUGGAUGUUUUAAUAGUUCAGAGACCUCUUUUAUGUCAAAAGAUCAAGGCAAAUUUGAUAUCUCAUGUCAUGACCCCUUUGAGUUAUUUGGAUGCAUUUGUGGCUUUAAAAACUGACUUGAUAAUUUACCUGUACCAAGAUCAUCUAGAUUUUACAUUUUAAAAAAAUCUACUGAUUCUGUUUGAAUUUCAUAUAUAUUUUAUACACAUCUCUAUGAUCUAUAACUGAAUGCAAAAGUCCAACCAUCAUAAAUUGUUGUUUGAUGCAUAAAGAAUUGACCGCUGGUGCUCAAGAUUGUAUAUCUAGUUGUUUGGUCGAUGUUUUUGUAGGUUUGACAAGUCGAUGGCAUAGCUAACUAUGUAUUUUUGAUUCUAUAAUGGCAUAAUAUGAAACACUGCCUGUGUGUUUUUAAUUGUGGAAUGAUUAACCAUAUUAUGUAAAAGAAAACACCAUCAGCAAUAGGUUCAGGAUUUUCUUCUCUGCAUCACAAUACAUUUGACCAGCAUUAUCAUACCUCAAUACAGACUAAAUAAUGUCAAACCAGCAGGGUUAAUGGCUUACUGUCCUUUCAAAAACUCCUCUGUGUAUCUUAACUAGGAGCUUUGGGUAAACAAAAUGCCAAAAACAAUAUAGAAGUUUCUAAUGAUUUUUUUAACACGUAUAAUCAGACUCGCGCAGAAUCCGCAGCACUGAAUCAGAACAGAGUUGCAUGUUCUUUAAUGAAAUAUUUUGGCUAAUGUGAUCAUCUUUUUGCUCUAUUAGCACAUUUUACCAUAUUUAAAUCCAUUAUGCAGAUCAGCAUAGAAAAUACGAUUAGGUUUGCAGAUUAUGCCUGGGCCUGUUUAUCAGCAAUAGAUCAAACUGCAAAUGAAGGUAUUAAAAGGAAUUUUGUAUUCUGCUGUGGAUUUUAGUUUGAAAAGCACUGUUGUUAUAUUUAACAUGUCCUAUCAAGGCACUUUGCUGUUUUUAUUAAUACGUGCAGUGUUUCUGCCUACAGAACAAUGUUUACAAGAGAAGUGACAUGCUGUAACUAACGCUGGCAUGGCAUAAAUGAAUACAUUCCCUUUACCAUAACUAGUGUUCGGAAUUAUUUAUAAACGCACUGCCAUCUGAACACACUGGACAAGAUCCAACCUUCAGGGUUCCCACAUUUCUGACCAAUGAAUUUCAAUGCCUUUUCCAUGACCUUUCCAGUCAUUUUGUGAGUACUGGAUGUGGAUUUAAAAAAAAAAAAAAAAAUUCAUUCCGAUUCACUAUUGAAUCAUUCUGAUUCACUAAAGACAACCGACUCAAAAGAAUGAUUCGCUCACAAAUCGGACCUCAUGGCUUGCGAACGAGUUUAACUCAAUGCAAAAUCAGUAUUUAUUAGCUAAUUUAAUAUUUUAAAAUAGAGCAUCACUAGUAAAAUCUAUAUUCAUUAUAUUUUCAAGAGUAAAGACCCAUUCACACCAAGAACGAUAACUAUAAUUGGGAUCACUUUCAGAACGAUUUUUUUUUCCCAGCUGUUGAACGAUAAAACACUGACAGCCAAUCAGAAUCCAUUCUAAUUUAGGGGCUUGCGCAUUUAAAAUGGCGGACGAGUUAAUCGCUGAGGUCCAGAAACCCCCUUUUCAAGGACACAUUAAAAAAUGGAAAACAAUUGGUCAUACUCUCGGAAUAAAUUGUGUAACACAAAAUUACCUCAGGUAUCCAGCGCUAUUGUCUUGCUUCCUUUGAAGUUGCAGUGAAAAAGACUAGCCGUUGUUUUUAUUCCACUAUUUUGGCUUUGUUCGCUAAAUUCACUGUUAGAUUAGAUCGAUUACACUAGCUAGAUUCACUCGAAACAUAGCAUGCUGAGGACAUCUGCUGGUUAAAGCCGUAAAUGCAACAAGAACAGCAAAACAAAAACAUGUUCAAUGACAUAUUGUACACACUGAAACCGCAACAAGCGUGCAUAGAAUAAACAGCCGGUUAUCAUUCAUUUGUGUGGACGAAAAUAUAGUUAUCGUUCUUGGUGUGAACGGGCUUUUAAGACCUUUUAAGAUUUUAUGACGACUUUUCCAGACCUGGAAAACACAGAUAUUUUUACAUGAUCGUGGGAACCCUUUGAAAUAGAUGAAAUUGUCCACGUCUACGGAGAGAAGGGAUGAGUGAGAGUGUACAGACAUAUUCUUCUACAGAACAUCUAUUUUCAGAUAAGAAAAGUGGCAACGGAUCAUAAAUGUCAAGCUCUCCUGCAGAUUCUGCUCAGAAAGUGGCUCAUAUUUAUGAUAAUAAACCACAAAUAAGUAUACAUGUUGUCUUAUUUAAUGUAUGAUUUUAAUGUUUCGUGUGCUUAAUGCCAAAUACUGUUAACCAUCCAUUUUGAGGAACAAUACUGUCUUAUUUUUUAAAUAAUGUUUUUUAAUGUUCUACAGUAUCCUGAUAUGCAUGUUAUAUGGUGAUGGUAAAAUGAUUUUAACGUGUUAGUGUUUUGUAGCAUCGUAUUGAAUAAAAAAACAAACUGC
Messenger RNA from Megalobrama amblycephala (Wuchang bream), 4834 nucleotides. Its product is annotated as tubulin polymerization-promoting protein. NCBI's taxonomy places the organism in Eukaryota, Metazoa, Chordata, Actinopteri, Cypriniformes, Xenocyprididae. Gene Ontology annotation, biological process: microtubule bundle formation; positive regulation of protein polymerization; microtubule polymerization. Bases 319 to 1008 code for a protein of 229 amino acids. The record is from RefSeq and is a predicted model, not a curated record. The transcript is spliced from 5 exons. Gene Ontology annotation, cellular component: microtubule. Gene Ontology annotation, molecular function: tubulin binding.